UUCUCUCCUGUGACACCAAAGUUGAAUUCCCCCUAGGAGAGUCACGUUUUAUUGUGGGAUUUCUGAGUGUCUGUAAGAUUUCCCCUUCCUAUAAACGUCAUGGGGGCGAGAGAUAUAUACUAGUGGGGAGGCGCAGUGGCAGGAGUACGGAGUACGGCAAGGUGAGGCAGGUGUGAAGAAGUUGCGGAGACUGGGUGGGUAAACUGCCCGGUAUUUCGUAUUCAUCCUCUCUAAAGGAGGGGGAGGAAAGCGGCGACCAUGGCUUCUUCGACGGCCUAUGAGGCGGCGAGGAGCAUCGAGGGAGGCGACUUCAAGAGCGGGCUGCUGCGCCACGGCCACGGUCACGGCCACGGGCGCACCGCGCACAACAUGUCGUCGUCGUCGCUGCGGAAGAAGUCGGAUAUGACGCUGGUGUCCAGGGUGCCCUGGGGUAACUUGCGCAGCCUCCUCGCCAACCUGCAGGAGAUCUUCCUGGGGACCAAGCUCUUCAUCCUCUUCCCUGCCGUUCCUCUCGCCAUCGCCGCCCAUUACUUCCACUUCAGUCGCGCUUGGGUGUUCGCGCUGAGUUUGUUGGGACUGACUCCGCUGGCCGAGCGCGUGAGCUUCCUAACCGAGCAAAUUGCGUACUAUACUGGCCCCACUGUGGGUGGUCUCUUGAAUGCCACAUGUGGGAAUGCCACAGAGUUGAUCAUAGCUUUGUUUGCAUUGUAUGAGGGGAAGAUCGAGGUGGUUAAGUUAUCCCUGCUGGGUUCUAUCCUCUCCAACCUGCUGCUUGUCCUUGGCACCUCUCUCCUCUGCGGUGGCAUCGCCAACCUUCGCAAAGAGCAGUUGUAUGAUCGAAAGCAAGCUGAUGCGAACUCAGGCCUUUUGAUAUUGGCUGCUUUGUGCCACUUGCUACCGUUGGGGUUCAGGUAUGCCAUAAAAUCUGGUGAGCGUGCAGUGACCAAGGUUCCAAUACUGGACUUGUCGAGAGCAUGCAGCUUUGUCAUGCUAUUUGCCUAUAUUGCGUUCCUGUUCUUUCAGCUGAAGACUCAUCGCCAACUCUUUGAAGCGCAGGAGGACGAUGAUGCAACCGCUGAAGAAGAGGCGGUCAUGGGGUUCCCAAGUGCCCUGGCUUGGUUGGUGGGCAUGACGAUUGUGAUAGCAAUACUAUCUGAGUAUAUUGUUGGCACAAUUGAGGAUGCUUCAGAAUCUUGGGGCAUAUCUGUAAGCUUCAUAAGCAUUAUCUUGCUACCCAUUGUCGGAAAUGCUGCUGAGCACGCGGGUGCCAUCAUAUUUGCUUUUAAGAACAAGUUGGAUAUCACACUAGGAGUUUCCUUAGGAUCAGCGACUCAGGUCGCCAUGUUUGUGGUUCCACUAAGUGUGCUUGUGGCAUGGAUUAUGGGAGUUGAUAUGGAUCUUGAUUUCAAACUAUUAGAGACAGGCUCUUUGAUCAUGUCAGUAUUGUUGACAGCCUUCACCCUUCAGGAUGGGACUUCGCAUUACUUGAAAGGAGUUGUUCUCCUACUCUCUUAUUUUGUCAUUGGUGCAUGUUUCUUUGUCCUCAAAACACCACCAAAUCAAACAAAUGGCAUCAACUCGGGUUUACUGACGACAACAUCAGGUGUCGUGGCCGCUUAGCAUCAGGUUUAUGAAGAAGCAUUCUGAUAUUGUUCAUUAUGCCCACUGUGAACUUGCAGACGAUGUUGUUAAUUAGACCAAGAAACAUGUACUUGGACAAGAAUUAUCAACUUGGAGAACCAUUUUUCAACCCAAUUCAUCUUGCUGCCCUGUCAUUUCACUUGAAGGGAACUUUUACAGUGAAUCGGAGCUUGGGAAAUUUCCAAAGGUCAAGACCAGCUACAAGGCUGAUCUCAAUUUGUCCAUGAAUGCUUUUCAAAGAACAGGAAAUUUUAAAGAGGAUUCUGGAUUUCUUUUUCUUUUUAAAAAUUUUCUGUGUUCUGUAAAGUGGUUUCAAUUUGCAUUUUAGGUGAUGCAGAGAUUGCAUUCGUCUGUCUCUACCGCUUGUUUUUCCUUUCAAUUAAUUUAAUAAAUGAAAAGGGUUGGAUCA
Elaeis guineensis (African oil palm) is the source of this 2050-nucleotide messenger RNA. Its product is annotated as vacuolar cation/proton exchanger 1a. Gene Ontology annotation, molecular function: calcium:proton antiporter activity. Gene Ontology annotation, cellular component: plant-type vacuole membrane. The record is from RefSeq and is a predicted model, not a curated record. Lineage: Eukaryota; Viridiplantae; Streptophyta; Magnoliopsida; Arecales; Arecaceae. Gene Ontology annotation, biological process: intracellular calcium ion homeostasis; calcium ion transmembrane transport.